Molecule: messenger RNA, 571 nt
Organism: Triticum aestivum (bread wheat)
Lineage: Eukaryota; Viridiplantae; Streptophyta; Magnoliopsida; Poales; Poaceae
Exons: 1
Coding region: 109-351 (80 amino acids)
Source: RefSeq, a predicted model, not a curated record
CUUAGACCAGAAGCUCCCAUCCACCUGAUCAACCAAGAAAGAAGAGCACUAGAGCCGUGUUUAAUCAACCGUGAGCUCCCGUCCGCAUCAUCUCAUCAAGGUCGACCGAUGGCGUUUCUGGGAGGAUCAUUGGGCGUGACAAGGAGUAUCGACAGCCGGAAGAUGAUGGAGGGGAAGAGCCACGGCAGGUCCGGGACGUGGCGGCAAGCGCCGGUGCCCGUGAGGCAGCUGUUCUGGAGGCUGAGGCGCGCUAUGCUGAGGCCGAAGCGCCACGCCGUGAGCUUCGGGUACGACCUCAAGAGCUACUCCCGUAACUUUGAUGACGGCCUCGUCCCUGCUCACCGCCUGUAGCUGACACCCGCGGGGUCUUUUUCUUCUUCUUCUUCUUCUUCUUCUCAAUUUUACUUGCCGCCCGGCCGGACCAUGGCUCGAGGUUGAAGAGUUUGAAGGGUCGUCACCUUGUGAUUUGCUCCUCCUCUAGUUCAGCUACGAGUGUAUAUUAGACAUUACUGUUCAUACACAAGUUGUUUAGUGUUAAAGUAUGAAACUGCCAAUGAAAUGACAGCGUAUC